Aureobasidium namibiae CBS 147.97 is the source of this 3564-nucleotide messenger RNA. Its product is annotated as glycerophosphocholine phosphodiesterase Gde1. Gene Ontology annotation, biological process: glycerophospholipid catabolic process. Bases 1 to 3564 code for a protein of 1187 amino acids. The transcript is spliced from 2 exons. Gene Ontology annotation, molecular function: glycerophosphocholine phosphodiesterase activity; protein binding. The record is from RefSeq and is a predicted model, not a curated record. Lineage: Eukaryota; Fungi; Ascomycota; Dothideomycetes; Dothideales; Saccotheciaceae.
AUGAAGUUUGGACAAAACCUACCUCGCAAUCAGGUGCCCGAGUGGGCAUCUGCAUACAUCAACUACAAAGGCCUCAAGAAGUUGAUCAAGGCCGCCAAUCAGCAAAGUGCCGAGACUGGCGGCGAGGUCGAUCUUGCAGAGUUCUUCUUCGCGCUGGAUCGCAACCUCGAAGACGUCGAUAGCUUCUACAACAGAAAACACGCCGAAUUCGCUCGCCGCCUGAGACUACUCUACGAUCGCUAUGGACAAAACACUCAGCCACAGGAUGGCAUGGACAAGGAAGAGAUGGAAGAUUUGAUGGGCGCAUUGCUCGAGCUCAGAGGACAAUACCGCAAUCUCAUCUGGUUUGGUGAAGUCAACCGUAGAGGUUUCGUCAAGAUCACAAAGAAACUCGACAAGAAGAUAGAGUCUUCUCACUCGCAGAACACAUACCUGGCUGCUAAGCUCGAACCCAAGGCCUUUGCAAACAACCGCAGAACCGAGGCGGACAUGCGCGCCAUUAACGACUGGCUCUCGAAUUUGGGCGAUGUCAAGGUCUUUGAUGACAAUGCCUCAAUCGCCUCGACUGGUUCGCUGCAUCGCGCCUCGUCUAAGAAGGGUAUGCGUGUGCCUUCAGCCGUGCUGGACACUCUGGAACACAAUGUCCGUCAGGACAAUCUGCCCGAGCUGCAAGAGACAAUCUCGACUUCUGUCAAGGAUCUGCCGCCUUCUAUUGUUCAGAAACUGAUGCUCAAUCUCUUGCAGCGAGCCAUCUCUGCCAAGUCGCUCGACUGUAUCAAGUAUCUGCUGUCACAAAUUUCCACUCUUACCGAGGAUGAUGACAUGAAUAAGAGAAAUGUCAUCCACCGCCUGGUAAUCGCGACCGGUCGUGCAAGAGCACUUGAAGAGAAUGGCCCAGCUGCAGUUCCCAUUGGUGCGGAGGCCAACUCCUUCAUCAAUGCAGCAGAGCUUCCGGUUCGUAUUCCGUCAUCAUUCAAGGUCCAGGAGAAGGAUGUAGCCCAGACGCUUGGGCAAGAAGAUCCUGCCGUCAAGCUCCUGACUUAUGUUUUGUCGAAUCUCUCGGCUGAGCAGAGGGCGGUCCUGAAAGAGAAGGAUACAUAUGGUCGCCUCCCUCUUCACUAUGCCGCACAGUAUGGUCUGGUAGCUGCAUCUCAAGUCAUCAUCAAGUACAUGCGAGCUUGGGGUCAGUUUGAUGUGAGCAAAGGUAUUGAUUCUGAUAUCUGGCAAGAUGCUGAGGGUUACGCUCCUCUGCAUCUCAGUGUCAUUGGUGGUCAUUACAGAACCACAAAGGCUUUACUCAUGGCUGAAGACUGGCAUGGCGAGGCUGAGGACAGUCAUGCCGUGAGACGCAAUGUUGAAAAGUCGGGUGCUGCACUGGCUCUGGCGACAAAGAGCAACUUCUACAUGAUUGUCAAAUUGCUGGUCGACGCAGGCAUCAACAUCAACUAUCAGGACGAGCAGGGCGAGACAUCUUUGCAUAUUGCCGCCCGAUUCGGCUUUGUUGAGUGCACAAAGUCUCUACUCGAAGGUUCGGAAACCCAGAAGGCCAAUAUUGAGAUCAUCGAGAACACAUACGGUUGGACGCCACUUUUCAUAGCCUGUGUUGAUGGCCAUCUUCCUGUUGUGAAUCUGCUAAUCGAGGCUGGCGCCGAGACGAACAAGGCCGAUUUAUCAGGCUGGUUGCCUAUUGAGCAUGCUGCUCUAAGAGGUCAUCUCGACGUCUCAAAGAAGCUGGCUGACCUCAGUCCGACUCCCGAAAACCUCGAUGCACCCUCUCCACACCUCAGACCUGGCAGUGCUCUAGGUACAUCACCAAAGAAUAAUUCCUCCAUCGAGGAUCGACGAUCGAAUGUUCCUCAGGGCCGUGAUGCUCCUCGUAUACCAGAGCCUGUCAAGACUUUCGGUCACAGAUACCUUACAGAUGAGUCCUUGGUGCUCGUCAGUCUUGGCUCUAUGGACAACCGUAAGAACGUUCCUGCCGUCACUCUCGACAACAUUCCUCUUGCAGAUGCACAUGCUACCCAGCUAGACACUGCUCUGUCCCUAGUUGUGGCCGCAUCGGGAGCUAAUGGAGAACCAACAAUCGUCGAUCUGCCUGUUCAGGAGAACAUCAGCACUUCGCCUAUCACAUUCAAGACUCGUGACCCGACCAAAGUCAGACUUCUCUUCGACAUUGUUCCAACAUAUUCUGGUUCAAAAGACAAGAUUGUCGGUCGUGGUGUGGCUCUGCUUUCUAGUAUCAAGCCCAGCAUUGGCUCCAAGCGCAUGUUACUUCAGGGCGAUCUGAGUGUGCCUAUCGUUGCUGCAGAGACAUUGGAUGUAAUUGGCUCUGUCAACUUCAACUUCUUGAUCAUCACACCGUUCCAGCAUCCCAACAUGCACAUUGCUGAGAAUCAGACUUAUUGGAAGAGCACUUCGACACAGGUCAUUGGUCACCGUGGAUUGGGCAAGAACAUGGCAUCCAUGAAGUCUUUGCAACUGGGAGAGAACACUCUUCAGUCAUUCAUUGCGGCCGCCAACUUGGGAGCCUCUUACGUCGAGUUUGAUGUCCAACUCACCAAGGACCACGUUCCUGUCAUUUACCACGACUUCCUGGUCAGCGAGACGGGUAUCGAUGCACCGGUUCAUACUUUGACCCUGGAGCAAUUCAUGCAUGCAAGCGAAGGUCAAACACCAAGAAGCUCACGCCCGCCAUCACCAAAGAGAAGUCACCUCGACGGCGUAGUAGAGCAAUCACGAAAACAACGGUCCUACUCCCUCGGCGGCGCCCAAGACGAACGCGCCCCCGACAUGUCCGAGCGCAUGAAACACACACGCGAUUUCAAAGAAAAGGGCUUCAAAGGCAACAGUCGCGGAAACUUUAUCCAAGCACCAUUCACCACGCUCGAAGAAAUGUUCAAAACGCUGCCAUCGUCCAUUGGCUUCAACAUUGAAAUGAAAUAUCCCAUGCUCUUUGAAUCUGAAGAACACGAUAUGGAUACCUAUGCCGUGGAACUCAACUCCUUCGUCGACACCGUGCUUACCAAAGUCUAUGAUCUGGGUACGGGAAGGAAUAUGCUGUUUUCCUCCUUCAACCCUGAUAUCUGCCUCUUGCUGUCAUUCAAACAACCCUCCAUCCCCAUCCUCUUCCUCAGCGACGCCGGCACCUCCCCCGUCGGCGAUAUUCGCGCUUCUUCUCUUCAAGAAGCCAUUCGCUUUUCCUCGCGCUGGAAUUUACUCGGUGUGGUCAGUGCUGCUGAGCCGCUUGUCACAUGCCCUAGACUCAUCAGAGUGGUCAAGGAAAGUGGCUUAGUGUGUGUUAGUUAUGGCACAUUGAACAACCAGCCGGAAAUGGUUGCUAGACAGGCUAAAGAGGGGAUUGAUGCCGUGAUUGUGGAUUCGGUGCUCGCGAUCAGGAAGGAGUUGACGGCUGCUCAGCAGAAAGGGAUGCAGAAUGGGAAGCCGCAGCAGAUGAAUGGGGAGCAAGGGCAGGGACAGCAGCAGGGACAAGGGCCUAUUAUUGAGGUUCCGCAGAUCAGGACUACUGCUCAGACUAAUGGGGGCAGUAAUGGACAUGCUCAUUGA